Molecule: messenger RNA, 2193 nt
Organism: Ficedula albicollis (Collared flycatcher)
Lineage: Eukaryota; Metazoa; Chordata; Aves; Passeriformes; Muscicapidae
Gene: ADRA1B
Product: adrenoceptor alpha 1B
Exons: 2
Coding region: 354-1832 (492 amino acids)
Biological process (GO): regulation of cardiac muscle contraction; phospholipase C-activating G protein-coupled receptor signaling pathway; adenylate cyclase-activating adrenergic receptor signaling pathway
Cellular component (GO): membrane
Molecular function (GO): alpha1-adrenergic receptor activity
Source: RefSeq, a predicted model, not a curated record
CCCUCCGCCUCCGCUCCGGGGCCAGCGCUGAUCCCGCCCCGUGUCAGGCACGGCAGCAGCGCAGCUCCCCCGGCUCCGGGCAGGAUUCAGGAUUGAGGAUUCAGGAUUCAGGAUUGAGGACUGAGGAUUCUGCUGCUGCUGCCGCUGCUGCUGCUGCCAGCGGCUCCGCAUGGGAAAUGCAGGGGCGCGGAGCGGAGCGCGGGUGACUGCGCUGCCCCGGGACCGCCGGGCUCUGCCGCCGGGGCCAUGAAUCCCCCUGCUCGCACUGCCCCCGGCUCUGCGGCCGCUCGCCGGCUCCAGAGAUGACUUUGAGCUGACUCGCCGAGGGACACAACCCCAGCUUGCUAUGGAGGAUGAUUUUUAAGAUGAAUACCUACCUUGGUGAUAAAUCCAAUACAUCUAUACCGGGAUAUGUCAAAGGCUCUGCACUAAAUUAUGGCAAUUUUUCUGCAAACAACUCCAACGAGACAGGAAGCAACCUGGAUUCACCUGCCUUGGCCACCAGCAGGGCGAUCAUUGUGGGGCUGAUCCUCGGUGCCUUUAUUCUCUUUGCUAUCAUAGGUAAUAUCCUGGUAAUUCUCUCAGUGGCUUGCAACAGACAUUUAAGAAUCCCUACGAACUAUUUCAUCGUUAACCUGGCCAUAGCAGACCUGCUGCUGAGUUUCACCGUCCUGCCGUUCUCUGCCACGCUGGAAGUGCUGGGCUACUGGGUUUUGGGGAGGAUCUUCUGUGACAUCUGGGCAGCGGUGGAUGUGCUGUGCUGCACAGCCUCCAUUCUGAGCCUGUGCGCCAUCUCCAUAGACAGGUACAUCGGGGUGCGCUACUCGCUGCAGUACCCCACGCUGGUCACCAGGAGAAGGGCGAUCCUGGCUCUGCUGGGGGUCUGGCUCCUGUCCAUGGUGAUUUCCAUCGGGCCCCUGCUGGGCUGGAAGGAGCCGGCCCCGCAGGACGACAGGGAGUGCCGCAUCACCGAGGAGCCCUUCUACGCCCUCUUCUCCUCCCUGGGCUCCUUUUACAUCCCGUUAAUCGUCAUCCUCGUCAUGUAUUGCCGGGUCUACAUCGUGGCCAAAAGGACUACCAGGAACCUGGAGGCUGGGGUCAUGAAGGAAAUGUCCAACUCCAAGGAGCUGACCUUACGGAUUCAUUACAAGCACGAGGACACCUUAAACAACACCAGAUCCAAGGGUCACAAUCCCAGGAACUCCUUAGCUUUCAAACUUUUAAAGUUCUCCAGAGAAAAGAAGGCGGCCAAGACGUUGGGAAUUGUGGUGGGCAUGUUUAUCCUGUGCUGGCUCCCCUUCUUCAUCGUCCUGCCACUCGGAUCCCUGUUUUCAGCUCUGAAGCCACCUGAAACGAUCUUCAAGGUGAUAUUUUGGCUUGGCUACUUCAACAGCUGCUUGAAUCCCAUCAUCUACCCCUGCUCCAGCAAGGAGUUCAAGAGAGCUUUCAUCCAGAUCCUGAGGUGCCAGUGCCACCGGCGCAAGCAGCUGGGCUGGUGGCCCUACAGCUACAGGAACUGGAGGCGCUGCUCCCUGGAGCAGGGCAGGAGGGACUCCCUGGAAGACAGCGGCAGCUUCCUGAGCGGCAGCCAGAGGACCUUGUCCUCGGCCUCGCCCAGCCCUGGCUACGUCAGCAGGAUCAGCCAGCCACAGCUGGAGCUGUGCACGCUGCAGGGCUGCAGCAACUGCAGCUCCCUGCUCAGCCCAGCCCGCCAGCCCAGCGGGCAGCAGGGCCACUGCCAGUUCUUCACCUUCCAGCUGCUGCCCCAGCACAAUGGGCACGGCCCUGCUGCCAGCCAGGGCUCUGGCUGUGAGCCCACGGGCACCCCCUGAGGGCACUGCCUGGAGGGCAGCUCCCCUGGGAUCAGCCAUCCUGAGAGCUCUGUGCCCCUGGACACUGCCCUGCUCCUGCCAGGCACAGGGAGCAAUGGAACCACGCUCGGGGCCUCAGGAGAGCAGGGAGGGACAGGAGGCUUGGUGUCACAGCAGUGCCCACAGCAGGGACUGCCCACAUUGCCAAAUAAUUCCCAGAGAAACUACUGAGGCUGAGCAGAGGGCAGGGAGGGUGCUGCACACAGCCAGGGGAGGGAACGAGGGAUUCCUCAGGUGUCCUGGCAGAGCUGGACAGCCACACACACCUGGGGUGGACAGGGGUGCCCAGCUGGGCCAGGGUGGGGAGGGAUGGAUGGAUGGA